GUGGGGGAAGAUAAAAUUCAUCUUUCUCCCCACUCUGCCGACCAAGUUUGGGGUUUAGGGUUUUUUUGCUCUCUACACCAUUUUUUAGGGUUUAACGAAAUACACACUUCCUCUCUCUCUUUGUCAGAAAGCUAAGGUAAAGUAAUCGGGGAAGAUGCGGAAACUAAAAUUUCAUGAAGGUAAACUGUUGAAGAAAGUAAACAUCUUAGAAUGGAAAAGAGAAGGAGGUCACCGAGAAUCCAGUGUUAUGCAGCGUUACCAUAUCACCGACCGCGAUGAUUACAAAAAGUAUAAUAGCUUAUGUAGGAUGGCGCAAAAAUUGGUUAGCAUAUUGAAGCAGAUGGAUCACAAAGACCCUGCUCGAAUUGAGAUGACUGAUAAUCUGUUGGAAAAGCUAUAUAAUAUGGGAGUAAUACCGAACCGGAAAAGCUUGGCUGUUUGUGAACGGUUGAGUGUGUCAUCUUUUUGCAGACGGCGGCUUUCGUAUAUAUUGGUGCAUUUGAAGUUUGCAGAGUACUUGAAAGAAGCUGUGACAUACAUUGAACAGGGACACAUCCGAGUCGGUACCGAGACUGUGACAGACCCAGCAUUCCUUGUAACUAGGAAUAUGGAAGAUUUUGUGACUUGGGAAGAUUCAUCCAAGAUUAAGAAGAAAGUACUACAAUAUAACGACAAAUUGGAUGACUAUGAUCUUAUGCAAUGAACAAGAGUCACGAUUCAAGGCUGUACUUCCUAUUCUUCGUGGAUUUCUUAAUUUUGAGGCUCUUUUUUCACAUUAAACUAUGUAUGAAAUUGCUGUACUAGUAGUUAGUACAUCCAAACCCGAAUUGUUAGACAGAAGCCGGUUUGGAUUGGAACUGAAUUUUGUAAAACAGUGGACCUUGGUCGGUUUGAAAAAAUACUGAUCUAGAUCAGAUAUUUCUUGAA
Molecule: messenger RNA, 927 nt
Organism: Spinacia oleracea (spinach)
Lineage: Eukaryota; Viridiplantae; Streptophyta; Magnoliopsida; Caryophyllales; Amaranthaceae
Exons: 4
Coding region: 155-703 (182 amino acids)
Biological process (GO): ribosomal small subunit biogenesis; rRNA processing
Cellular component (GO): Mpp10 complex; small-subunit processome
Molecular function (GO): snoRNA binding; rRNA binding
Source: RefSeq, a predicted model, not a curated record